AUGUCUGAUUCACGUUUAAGUAUGAAUAAUAAAGAGCUAUUUCCGCGUCAGUUGGGGAGAAAACAUACAAAUAUCUUUAUUGGUAUUGGUAUUGCAAUUACAUUAGGUAUAUUAUCAUUUAUUACAUUAAAAAAUCAUACAUACAAUAGACGACAUGUUAUGGCUAAAAUAAGACGAGAUAUUCAAGAGAUUCCAGCUGGAACAGAGUCCAUGUUUGAAAGUUAUCAAAAAAAAUUACAACAACGACAAUUGGCACAAUCGACACAUGAUAAAAAUGAUCUGUAA
Molecule: messenger RNA, 285 nt
Organism: Didymodactylos carnosus
Lineage: Eukaryota; Metazoa; Rotifera; Eurotatoria; Philodinida; Philodinidae
Source: the annotation of a GenBank genome assembly